AUGACUUCAGAAGAUGAAAAAUUGUCUCUUCCUUUUAAGAGAACACAAUUUCCUGUACGAUUAUGUUUUGCCAUGACUAUAAAUAAAGCUCAAGGACAGACAUUAGGUUUUGUUGGUAUAUAUUUACGUGAACCUGUCUUCUCUCAUGGACAAUUAUAUUUCAACAUUGCACAAAGAUAUACCAUUAAUAUGAUCACUCCCGAUACUAAAAAUUGGACCUAUAAAGUCCAAGUUGUUGAUAAAAGUCGACCAAGGGACAACAAAGAUAAAACCACAAAAUACCAAGUCUUAAUUCUGCAAGAUGAAGAGGAGAAUCAAGUUCAGGCCACUAUUUUCAGUACUGAUAUAACAUAUUUUGAAAAAGAAUUUGCUCCUUUCAAGACUUACUUGGUAUCUGUUGCACAUGUGAAAUUACCACCUCUUAGAUACGAAAAUCCACUUAACAAAUUCAUUUGGACACUCGAUAAAAAUACCAUUGUUGAACCAGUUGAAGAGGUCAAACCUCCAGAGGAUCCAUUACCACCACCAACACGACUAACUCUUACCACAUUUAACACUUUUGAGUAUCAAUCCAAAGAAUUUGAAUUUGAUGUACUUGCCAUUGUCAUUAAUGGCAGUCCUUCAACAAAAACUACAACUGGAAAACGAAUUCAAGAGUUUAUUGUCAUGGACAAGCUGUAA
Molecule: messenger RNA, 681 nt
Organism: Solanum verrucosum
Lineage: Eukaryota; Viridiplantae; Streptophyta; Magnoliopsida; Solanales; Solanaceae
Exons: 4
Coding region: 1-681 (226 amino acids)
Source: RefSeq, a predicted model, not a curated record